Messenger RNA from Photinus pyralis (common eastern firefly), 2223 nucleotides. RefSeq names its product cytochrome P450 4V2-like. The transcript has 12 exons. The record is from RefSeq and is a predicted model, not a curated record. Bases 220 to 2037 code for a protein of 605 amino acids. NCBI's taxonomy places the organism in Eukaryota, Metazoa, Arthropoda, Insecta, Coleoptera, Lampyridae. Gene Ontology annotation, molecular function: monooxygenase activity; heme binding; oxidoreductase activity, acting on paired donors, with incorporation or reduction of molecular oxygen.
GCUGUGUUAGACUUCUUGUAAAUUUCUACACAUUUUUUUAAAUACUCAAAAAUAAAAGCAAGUACACUUUUAGCCUUGGGAUGUAACUUUAGUAUUGUUCCUCCCCUCGCUUGUAACUCAAGAGUUAUCAUUAACAGUCUCGUAAUCUUGUGACCUUUUGUAUAAUUUGACAAAGCUGGACCGUGCACCCAGUUAAUGAUAAGCUAACAACGCGCGGUCAUGUACUUGUACAUCCUUAUUACGGCGAUUUGUUUGACUUUGCUCAUGCUAUUAAUAAUUCAGUGGUUUCGAGACUACUAUACAAAUGAAAAAUAUUUGGAUUGGAUUAAUGGCGCUCGACCCCUGCCCGUUUUAGGAAAUGCGUUGGAGUUCAUUUCGGGAGACGUAAUAAGCGAAUUCUAUAGGCUACACCAACAACAUGGUCCAAUUAUUAAAAUUCUACUACCUUUCCAACCCCCAAACGUGUCUGUUACAGAUCACGCCCUUCUGGAAACCAUUUUUCGAUCUGCAGCACUUCUCAACAAAUCCAACGAUUACAGAUUUACGCACCCCUGGCUAGGACACGGUCUACUGACUGCACCAGGUGAAAGAUGGAAAAAGCAUAGAAAACUAAUCGCACCAGCAUUUAGUUUUGAAAAAUCGCAGUACUUUAUUGACAUCUUUGAAAAACACAGUUGUGUGCUUUUGGAAAAGCUAUCAAAGAAAGUCGGCGAAGGAACAGUGAAUAUUUACCCUUAUAUUAAUUUAUGUACUUUGGACAUUAUUUGCGAGGCUGCAAUGGGAACAACAAUAAACGCACAAAGUAAUGACAAAUCGGAUUACGUGUACAGCGUGAAAGAAAUGUGUAGAAUAGUCAUUGGGCGAUCGUUAUCAAUUCCCAAGUCGUUCGAUUUUCUAUAUCAGUUUACAAAAGAUUUCUAUAAACAAAAUAAGGCCCUCAAGAUUUUGCACGAAUAUAGUCGCAAUGUCAUAGAGUUCAGAAAAAAAGUACUGUUGGGAAGUAGCGAACAAGCCUCCAGUAACACUCUCUUGGAUUUGCUUCUUGAUUCGAAGGAAACAAAGGUUGGUAUCUCCGACAGCGAAAUACGGGAAGAAGUAGACACGUUUAUGUUUGCGGGCCAUGACACUGUUACAUCUGCCAUCAGCUUUAUAUUGUAUUGCCUCGCAAUGCAUCCUCAAGUGCAGGAGCGUGUUGUCAAAGAAAUGGAAGCGAUAUUAUGGUCGCAUAACUUAAAUGUAGCAACAUAUGGACGUUUACAGAAGUUAAGGUACCUAGAAGCUGUUAUAAAAGAGACCUUAAGGUUGUACCCAUCUGUGCCCAUUUAUUGCAGACGUGUAGUCGAAGAUUUACACUUUGGUGAUCAAGUGAUACCGGCCAAUACGACUAUUGUAAUUUUUGCAUACGGGGUGCAUCGGUGCCCUAAAACUUACCCCGAACCAGAAAAAUUUGAUCCGAACAGGUUCCUUACCGAAAACCAAUCGGCAGCAUCUACAUCUUCUUAUAUACCCUUCAGUGCGGGAUACAGGAGUUGCAUCGGGAAAAAGUUUGCCAUGCUGGAAAUGAAAGUCGUGGUUUCGAAGAUACUGAAGCACUACAGGUUACUUCCAACUGUGCCAGAGCAUAAACUCAUAUUGAAAGGAGAAACUGUGCUUAAAUCAAAGAAUGGUGUUUGUAUAAGACUGGCAAAAAGAUUUAAUAUACGAAGGUCGGACAUUCCAAGAAACACCUCAUUAUUGAUAUGCAUUUAUGGAAUUCAUCGUAGCGAAGAAUUUUACCAGGAUCCGGAGAAAUUCAUCCCUGAACGGUUUUUUAAUCCUUCUAAAGUCGCGGGCAGCUACCUUCCAUUUAGUGCAGGUCCAAGGAAUUGCAUUGGACAAAAGUUUGCCAUGUUUGAAAUGAAGUACGUGUUGGUUACUUUACUGAAACAUUAUGAAAUACUACCUGCGACACCGAGGCAUGAACCCAAAUUGGCAGAUGAAGUUGUAUUGGUAUCAUUAAAUGGAGUUCGGAUUGCCAUACGAGAAAGAAAACUGUGAAAAAAGGCAGGACCAGUAAUUGAGAAAGUACUACAGUUUGACAGUAAGUACUAGAUAAACGUCGUUAAUGAGAGGAAUUGUACUGGUGUCUGUAACUUCUGUUUAACAACAUUUGGUUUAAUAAAUAUGGGGAGGGUGGCGUACAAAAAUUAGGUAUUUGUACAAAUAUAUUUUUCUUAUUUGGCA